Messenger RNA from Acanthoscelides obtectus, 1226 nucleotides. Lineage: Eukaryota; Metazoa; Arthropoda; Insecta; Coleoptera; Chrysomelidae. The record is from the annotation of a GenBank genome assembly.
AUUACAACUAGAUAAUCCAGUGAAAAUAUUGUCUCUUUAGAGGCUCCAUCGUCGGAUUCACUCUGUAUUAACACAUUUACCAGUUAUUCUUCAUAAACCAUCUCUGUUCUGUUCAAUAUUCAUGUCACGUAUUUUGUGUCAGUUGUCGUCCGUCUGAUGUGUUAUUUUCUCCUGCUUCAGAAGACUCCUGUGCUGUAUACAAACACUGUUUGGUAUAAACGGGAACUGCGAAACUUCACAAGAAAUCAAAUAUGAAGGAUACAGAAACCAUAAAUCAGGCCGCUUUUAGAGCCAUAGGAGAAGAAUAUGGUAAAAAGUUCACAGUAGAAAUGAAAAAUAAUAUAGCGGGAUGCGUUCAAAAGGAAACUGCUAGAAGACUGGUAGAGUAUAUGGAUUUACCUAUAACGCCUGAGGAAUGUCUGGAAACGUUUCUGUCUUUUACAAGGGAUAAGCUACCAGAUUGCGACUAUAUGCCAGGAGCUGAAAAAUUCAUAAGACAUCUAUCGGAAAACGGUGUCCCCAUUGCAAUAGCUACAUCAUCUGCCGAGGAAGAAGUUUCUUUGAAAACAUCUAAAAAGAUGGACUUGUUCGGACUGUUUAACCAUAUUGUCUGCGGCAGCAGUGAUCCAGAAGUGAAACGUGGAAAACCAGAGCCUGAUAUUUACCUUAUAUGUGCUUCAAGGUUUGCAGACAAGCCAAAACCUUGCAAAUGUCUGGUGUUUGAAGAUGCAUACAACGGUGUUCUAGCUGGACUAGCAGCUGGAAUGCAAACGAUCAUGAUACCAGAUGUUAACGUUCCCCAUGAAAUGUGGUCGAAAGCAACACUAAGAUUAGAUAGUUUCGAGCAUAUGGCCCCACAACUGUUUGGUCUUCCUCCAUAUCCAAGUGAAGGUGAAGGGUGCACGUCCAUCCCAGAAAUCGUGGUAGACGCUCCUGAUGAGAUAAUACUUGAAGGUGAAUUGGUGUUUAGAGACGACCUGUCCAGGUUGGAUAGACAAAGCAUUAUCGAAGAAAACAUGCAAGAUAGUUAAAUCAAUAAAUGAUUUGUAAUGCGAUCGUCAUUUUACUUGACAGAAAAUAGUCUUUGAUAGCGAUGCCAUCACCUAAAUUACCGACCACUGACAAAAUCCUCAAAAACUCCGACAGUUGGGUGAAAUAUAAAUUUAGCACCGGACACCCCAGAUUUUUUUUAUAAUGAAAAUAAAAACAUCGUUGUCACUUACUAA